This is a messenger RNA of Vespula pensylvanica (western yellowjacket), 2307 nucleotides long. RefSeq names its product synaptotagmin-10-like. Gene Ontology annotation, cellular component: membrane. The transcript is spliced from 10 exons. Gene Ontology annotation, molecular function: calcium ion binding; SNARE binding; clathrin binding. The coding region runs from base 406 to 1860 and encodes 484 amino acids. Gene Ontology annotation, biological process: regulation of dopamine secretion; regulation of calcium ion-dependent exocytosis; calcium-ion regulated exocytosis. The record is from RefSeq and is a predicted model, not a curated record. Lineage: Eukaryota; Metazoa; Arthropoda; Insecta; Hymenoptera; Vespidae.
CAACACCAGCACCAGCACCAGCACCGGCACCAGCAUCAGCACCAGCACCAGCACCAGCACCAGUACCGGCACUAGUACCAACACCGUCGUUAGUCUACAUACUAGCCUGUUCACCCUGGCCUAGGGGUUUGCCUUGCUCUCCUCGUGCUGUUACGACUGUGUCGGGGUUUGGGGGUGUAGACGCAGGCGCGAACGCAGACGGAAUAUAGGUGGACAAAACGGCGCCGAGCAUUCCGUCAAAGCCAGACAGUGCGGCACGAUCGAAAGAGAGCGAGAGCGAGACCGUGGAGAAAGAAUUUCGAUCACGAAGAAAGAUCUCGUCCUUCGGCUUUUCUUAUAAUACAUUUUUUGUUCGCCAUUGAGUAUCUCACGUUGUUAGAAUUCUUCCUAUUCUUUUCGUGAGAAAUGGGAAUCGUCAAAACGGUAUCCGAGAGCAUACUAGAAGAGACGGUCGUACCCAGCGAAGAAGCCAAUCAUUCCUUGCAAGGACAUACCGAAGAGUGGAGCGACAGCUUUCCAUAUCAGCUACUGAUAGGAACUGGAGUUGCCUUGAUGGCUCUGGUACUUUUAGCUGCAAUUAGCUUUCAAUGCUCUUCUACUUGGCGAUGGUUGAUGAGUGUCGCUCGCCACGAAAACGACGAAGAUGCGAAUGGUGAUUUGUCUCAGCAAAAUGCCAUUCGCAUAAGUCACUCCUUGCCGGAUUUACAAUCGGAACCGAUUACCCAUGAAUACGUUCAAGAACAAAAGGACAGUAAGAAGGUGUUGCGUCAAACUACUUUGCCGAUUGUUCCGAUGCGCCAUCAAAGUUUUCAACGGCAAUUGUCUCACCGUCUCGAUUUGCCUAGUAUCAAAUUCAGUAUUUGCAGUCUGGAAAAUCGUAGCGAUUCUAGUCUUGGUCUUAUCAAGCCGGAACUCUACAAAAAGGAUCUCGUAAGACAGGAAAGCACGGAGAGUUCUAGCACUACAGAAAUGGAAUACGCCGGAAAGCUACACUUCGCUCUUCGUUACGACAAGGAGAUCGACGGUCUCGUCGUUAAGGUCUUAGAGGCUCGAGAAUUGCCAGUGAAAGACGUAACAGGUAGCAGCGAUCCUUAUAUAAAAGUAUAUCUCUUACCCGAUCGAAAGAAAAAGUAUCAAACGAAGGUACAUAGAAAGAACUUGAACCCGAUCUUCAACGAAACAUUUAUUUUCAGCGUUCCUUACGAGGAAUUGAAGGAACGCUAUUUACAAUUUUCCGUCUACGACUUCGACCGUUUCUCUCGACAUGAUCUCAUUGGCCAAGUAGUACUUAAAGGAUUGUUGGACUGCACCGACCUCGAGCAAGAAAUCGAGUAUACGAUGGAUAUCCUCUCUGCACCUCAGGAAAAAGUGGACUUAGGCGAAUUGAUGUUGUCUCUCUGUUAUCUUCCAACCGCUGGACGUCUGACUCUGACAGUGAUCAAGGCUAGGAACCUCAAAGCCAUGGAUAUAACUGGAUCGUCCGAUCCCUACGUGAAGGUGUAUCUUCUCUGUCGUGGUAAACGGAUAAAGAAAAAGAAGACGACCGUGAAGAAGAACACGCUCUUUCCCGUGUAUAACGAGGCGCUCGUUUUCGAUGUGCCCGCAGAGAAUAUAGAAGAAGUCAGCCUCAUAGUGAAAGUUAUCGAUUACGAUAGGAUCGGUUCAAACGAGUUAAUGGGCUGCACGGCAAUCGGUUCGAGCUUUAUCGGGAUUGGUCGAGAUCAUUGGUUAGAAAUGUUGGAUAACCCGAGAAAACCAGUGGCUCAAUGGUAUCCUCUUCUUGAAACCGUAGCAGGUCAUAUCCCUUCGGUUGCUUCCGAGCCACUUCCAGUAAGUUUGAGCUGCUUAAACAGUAGAUGAAGACAAAAGUUUGGAAGAAAAAUAUGCGGAUGCUCGCAGAAUUCCUCGAACGUCGACUUGGACAAAGUCCCUCUCUGUCGUCAUUUAAUGCAUAUCGCUUGACUGAAUUAAGUACAACCUCUAUUUCAAACAAGGGCUCGGAAGUCAAAACUUUGUGCUUUGAAAAUCUUUACUUGCGACAGAUGUGGAUUAGUAAACGAGUACUCGCUAAGGACAGUCUGUGAACAAAAAAAAAAAGGUAAAAAAGAAAAAGUAACAAAAAAGAAAAAAAAAGAGAAAAAAGAAAAGUAAAAAAGAAGAGGGAAUUUAUGACCGUUUGCUGAGGCUUAUGUAAUUUAGUCGAGAUUUUCGGCAAUGAGAAAGAUGACCAAUAAGAAAACGGAGAUAAAUAGAUAGGUACGUAGAUUAGAGAACAAAGAAGGAAAGAAAGAAAGAAAGAAAAAAAGA